Messenger RNA from Fulmarus glacialis (Northern fulmar), 4261 nucleotides. RefSeq names its product dynein heavy chain 5, axonemal-like. Gene Ontology annotation, molecular function: minus-end-directed microtubule motor activity; dynein intermediate chain binding; dynein light intermediate chain binding. Lineage: Eukaryota; Metazoa; Chordata; Aves; Procellariiformes; Procellariidae. Gene Ontology annotation, biological process: microtubule-based movement. Gene Ontology annotation, cellular component: dynein complex. The record is from RefSeq and is a predicted model, not a curated record.
AAUGAAUACUGGACUGGAAAAAUUGAAAGAGGCCUCUGAGUCAGUGGCUGCUCUAAGCAGAGAGCUGGAAGUAAAAGAAAAAGAACUUCAAAUUGCCAAUGAAAAAGCUGACAUGGUAUUGAAAGAAGUUACUGUAAAAGCACAGGCUGCUGAGAAGGUGAAGGGUGAAGUUCAGAAAGUGAAAGACAAAGCUCAAGCUAUUGUAGACAGUAUCUCAAUUGACAAAGCCAUUGCUGAAGAGAAGUUGGAAACUGCUAAGCCUGCUUUGGAAGAGGCAGAAGCAGCCUUACAGACAAUAAAGCCUGCAGAUAUUGCCACUGUCCGCACACUGGGUCGACCUCCUCACCUCAUUAUGCGUAUCAUGGACUGUGUAUUACUGCUCUUCCAGCGAAAAGUGAACAAUGUGAAAAUUGAUCAGGAAAAAUGCUGUACCAUCCCAUCAUGGCAAGAAUCUUUGAAACUGAUGACAGCAGGGAACUUCUUACAGAACCUACAGCAAUUUCCAAAGGACACAAUUAAUGAAGAAGUGGUAGAACUUUUGAACCCUUAUUUUGAAAUGGUGGACUACAACAUUGAGACAGCUAAGAGAGUAUGUGGGAAUGUUGCUGGCCUUUGCUCAUGGACCAAAGCUAUGGCUGUAUUUUUUUCCACCAACAAAGAAGUAUUACCUUUAAAGGCGAAUUUAGCAAUCCAGGAGAAUCGCCUAACCACUGCUAUGCUGGAUCUGCAGAAAGCUCAAGAAGAGCUGGGUGCCAAGCAAGAAGAAUUAGAUAUCGUGCAGGCAGAGUAUGAAAAAGCGAUGAGAGAAAAACAGACUUUGCUUGAAGAUGCUGAGCGUUGCCGUCAUAAAAUGCAAACUGCCUCAAGUCUUAUAGGUGGUUUAGCAGGUGAAAAAGAGAGGUGGACAGAGCAGAGUAAAGAAUUUGCCGUGCAAACCAAGAGGCUAGUGGGUGAUGUACUCUUGGCUACAGCUUUUCUGUCCUAUUCUGGUCCUUUUAACCAAGAGUUCCGCAGUCUGCUAUUAAAUGACUGGCAAAAGGAAAUGAAAAGCCGGAAAAUCCCGUUUGGUAACAACUUGAACCUCAUAGAAAUGUUGACUGAUGCUCCAACUAUCAGUGAAUGGAACCUGCAAGGAUUACCAAAUGAUGACUUAUCCAUACAGAAUGGAAUCAUUGUCACUAAAGCAUCUCGUUAUCCUUUAUUAAUCGAUCCACAGGCACAGGGUAAAAUUUGGAUUAAAAAUAAGGAAGGCAGAAAUGAACUUCAGAUCACUUCUUUGAAUCACAAGUAUUUUAGAAAUCACUUAGAAGACAGCCUUUCUUUGGGAAGACCUCUUUUGAUAGAAGACGUUGGAGAAGAGCUUGACCCAGCACUUGAUAAUAUUUUGGAAAGAAAUUUCAUUAAAACAGGUUCAGCCAACAAGGUGAAGGUUGGUGAUAAGGAAGUAGAUGUUAUGAAUGGCUUCAGACUUUACAUUACUACAAAACUGCCAAAUCCAGGUUACUCUCCUGAAAUUAGUGCUCGAACCUCCAUCAUUGACUUUACUGUGACCAUGAAAGGUCUUGAAAAUCAACUCUUAGGCAGAGUCAUUCUCACAGAGAAACAGGAAUUAGAGAAAGAAAGAACAGAUCUUAUUGAAGAUGUGACUAUGAACAAAAGGAGGAUUAAAGACCUAGAAGAUAACCUUUUGUUCCGACUCACAAGCACCAAGGGUUCUCUGGCAGAUGAUGAGAGUCUAAUAAUUGUAUUGAGUAACACUAAGAAGACUUCUGAGGAGGUAACACAGAAACUGCAAACUUCUGCUGAAACUGAAGUACAGAUCAACUCAGCCCGUGAAGAGUACAGACCUGUUGCAACUCGAGGUAGCAUCUUAUACUUCCUUAUUACUGAGAUGAGCAUGGUCAAUGUGAUGUAUCAGACUUCGCUUUGGCAGUUUUUGGGGCUUUUUGACCGCUCCCUAGCCAGGUCUACCAAGAGCCCUAUAACUAGCAAGAGGAUUACUAAUAUUAUUGAACAUAUGACAUAUGAAGUGUUUAAAUAUGCUGCCCGAGGAUUCUAUGAGGAGCACAAAUUUCUUUUCACGUUAUUACUUACACUGAAGAUUGAUAUACAAAGAAACAGAGUGAAGCAUGAAGAAUUUCUGACGCUUAUUAAAGGUGGUGCUUCCCUAGACCUUAAAGCUUGUCCUCCUAAGCCGGCUAAAUGGAUUCUAGAUAUGACUUGGCUGAACUUGGUGGAGCUCAGUAAGCUUAAACAAUUUGCAGAUAUUCUUGAUCAAAUUUCCAAAGCAGAGAAACAGUGGAAAAUCUGGUUUGAUAGUGAGAAUCCUGAAGAAGAACUGGUUCCUAGUGGCUACGGUCAAUCACUGGACUGCUUCAGACAUCUUCUUCUUAUCAGAUCUUGGUGUCCUGACAGGACCAUAGCUCAGGCAAGAAAAUACAUCAUUGACACUAUGGGGGAGAAAUAUGCAGAGGGAGUCAUCUUGGACUUGGAGAAGACAUGGGAAGAGUCAGAUCCACGUACUCCUCUCAUAUGCUUUCUUUCCAUGGGCUCUGAUCCUACGGACUCGAUUAUUGCUUUGGGAAAAAGACUGAAGACAGAAACUCGUUAUGUUUCCAUGGGCCAGGGGCAAGAAAUCCAUGCUCGUAAACUUAUACAGCAGACAAUGGCUCAUGGAGGUUGGGCACUUCUGCAAAACUGUCACCUUGGACUUAGCUUUUUGGAUGAGUUGAUGGACACUGUAAUAGAGACAGAGACUGUCCAUGAAAGCUUUCGACUGUGGAUGACCACUGAAAUUCACAAACAGUUCCCCAUCACCCUUCUUCAAAUGUCUAUUAAGUUUACCAAUGAACCACCACAAGGGCUCAGAGCUGGGCUAAAGAGAACAUACAGUGGUGUCAGCCAGGAUUUACUAGAUGUCAGUGACAUGGUACAAUGGAAACCAAUGUUGUAUACUGUAGCCUUUCUGCACUCCACUGUUCAAGAAAGACGCAAGUUUGGAUCUCUGGGUUGGAAUAUACCUUAUGAGUUUAAUCAAUCUGAUUUCAAUGCUACUGUGCAGUUCAUUCAAAACCACUUGGAUGGCAUGAAUGCCAAGAAGGGGAUCUCCUGGAGUACUAUUUGUUACAUGAUAGGUGAGAUCCAGUAUGGUGGCCGUGUGACAGAUGACUAUGACAAAAGACUCAUGAACACCUUUGUAAAGGUUUGGUUCAGUGAAAAUACAUUCAGUCAGGAAUUCAGCUUCUACAAGGGAUACAGCAUACCCAAAUGUACUAUGGUGGAUCAAUACCUUCAGUACAUACAGAAUCUUCCUGCUUACGACACACCGGAGGUGUUUGGUUUGCACCCUAAUGCAGAUAUCACUUACCAAAGUAAACUUUCCAAAGAUGUAUUGGACAUCAUCCUCAGUAUUCAGCCUAAAGAUAGCUCUGGUGGAGGAGGUGAAACCCGAGAGGCAGUUGUAGCCAGACUGGCUGAUGAUAUGCUGGAAAAGCUUCGCAUACCAUUUGAAGUAAAAGAGAAACUAAAGAACAUGGGACCUUUUCAGCCUAUGAACAUAUUUUUGCGACAGGAGAUCGAACAAAUGCAGAGAGUUAUUUCCUUAGUGAGAAGCACUCUGACUGAUCUAAAACUUGCCAUUGAUGGGACAAUUGUUAUGAGUGAAAAUCUGAGGGAUGCUUUAGACUGCAUGUAUGAUGGAAGGAUUCCUGGUAGCUGGAAAAAAGCAUCUUGGGCUUCCAGUACACUUGGUUUCUGGUUUACUGAGCUUCUAGAAAGAAACCACCAAUUUUACAACUGGAUUUUUGAAAGUCGACCAAACUGCUUCUGGAUGACAGGUUUUUUUAAUCCUCAAGGAUUUUUAACUGCAAUGAGGCAGGAAAUAACAAGGGCUAACAAAGGAUGGGCUCUUGACAGUGUAGUGCUGUGCAAUGAGGUCACUAAAUGGAUGAAGGAUGAUAUCACAAGCCCUCCUUUGGAAGGUGUCUAUGUGUAUGGGCUGUAUUUGGAAGGAGCUGGUUGGGAUAGAAGAAACAUGAGACUGACUGAAUCUAAGCCCAAGGCGCUCUUCGAGAUGAUGCCAGUUAUAAGGAUAUAUGCAGAGAAUAACACUUCAAAAGAUCCACGUCUGUAUUCAUGUCCAGUCUACAAAAAGACCAUUCGAACAGAUAUGAAUUACAUUGCUGCUAUGGAUCUUAAAACCCUUCAGCCUCCAGAGCACUGGGUACUGCGUGGGGUAGCACUUCUGUGUGAUGUCAAGUAA